Molecule: messenger RNA, 2816 nt
Organism: Engraulis encrasicolus (European anchovy)
Lineage: Eukaryota; Metazoa; Chordata; Actinopteri; Clupeiformes; Engraulidae
Product: oocyte zinc finger protein XlCOF6-like
Exons: 2
Coding region: 1-2289 (762 amino acids)
Biological process (GO): regulation of transcription by RNA polymerase II
Cellular component (GO): nucleoplasm
Molecular function (GO): RNA polymerase II cis-regulatory region sequence-specific DNA binding; DNA-binding transcription repressor activity, RNA polymerase II-specific
Source: RefSeq, a predicted model, not a curated record
AUGGCCUCUGCAGAAGUCAACUCUCCACUCCAGCUGAUGAGGAGCGUCAAAGAAGAGACAGAGGAGUUCAGCUUAGCUGACUCUCCAUCCCAGAUGAACAUAAAAGGAGAGAGAGAAGAGUUCCCUGCUUUUCCAGAACAGCUGAGCACGAAAGAAGAGACGGAGCAGUUCCUUAGUUCUGGAUCCCAGCUGAACAUAAAAGGAGAAGAGAGAGGAGAGUUCCCUGGUUCUCCAGAACAGCUGAACGUAAAAGAAGAGACAGAUCAGAUCUCCGGUUCUCCACCUCAGCUGUGGAGCGUAAAAGAGGACAGCGAGGAGACCCUGCGUUCUCUGUACAGUCUGAGGAGCAAAUCUGUAGUGCUGGUGGACUGCUGUAGACCACAAGGACGGCAGGAGAACAAUGAAGAGAACCACAGAGAUGCCGAGGCAAGGAAGAGAUCUGGGCAUCAGCUUCACUGCAGUUCCAGCGGAGCAGAGUUUAGUAGAAAAACAGAUUCUGCUGCCCUCACCACAGAGAGACCGUAUCCUUGCAGUCAGUGUGACAAGAGCUUCAAGACUAAAGGAAACCUCAACAAACACCAGCGUGUUCACACAGGGGAGAAACCAUUUUCAUGCUCUGACUGUGGAAAGACAUUCUCACAGGCUUAUCACCUCCACUCACAUCGCCACGUUCACACUGGAGAGAGACCGUACGCUUGCAAUCAGUGUGUCAAGAGCUUUAAGACAAAAUCAGAGCUCCUAAUCCACCAGCGUGUUCACACAGGGGAGAAACGAUUUUCAUGCACGCACUGUGGAAAGAGAUUCACACAAUCAUCUGCCCUCCAUGUACAUCGUCGCUGUCACACAGGAGAGAAACCAUAUUCAUGCACGGACUGUGGAAAGAGUUUCUCAGACUCUUCUAGCCACCUCAAACAUCGCCGCAUUCACACUGGAGAGAAGCCGUACGUUUGCAGUCAUUGCGGCAAGAGCUUUAAGACAAAAGGAAACCUCAACAAACACCAGCGUGUUCACACAGGGGAGAAACCAUUUUCAUGCUCUGACUGUGGAAAGAGCUUCUCAUGGGCUUCUCACCUCCACUCACAUCGCCUUAUUCACACUGGAGAGAAGCCAUAUGUUUGCAGUCAGUGUGACAAGAGCUUUAAGACAAAAGAGGAGCUCAAAAUGCACCAGCGUGUUCAUACAGGGGAGAAACCAUUUCCAUGUGCCGACUGUGGAAUGGGUUUCUCAAUGUCGUUUUCCCUCCGUGUACAUCGUCGCUGUCACACUGGAGAGAAACCGUUUUCAUGCACCGACUGUGGAAAGAGUUUCUCAAAUUCUUCUAACUUCCACACACAUCGCCGCAUUCACACUGGAGAGAGGCCGUAUCCUUGCAGUCAGUGUGACAGGAGCUUUAAGAGAAAAGAUGAACUCAAGAGGCACCAGCGUGUUCAUACAGGAGAGAAACUAUUUAAAUGCAUUGACUGUGGGAAGAAGUUGUCACAUUCUGCUGCCCUCCACAGACAUCGUCGCAUUCACACAGGAGAGAGGCCGUACACUUGCAGUCAGUGUGACAAGAGCUUUAAGACAAAAGGAGAGCUCCGACGCCAUCAGCGCCUUCACACAGGGGAGAAACCAUUUUCAUGCACAGACUGUGGAAGGAGUUUCUCACACGCAUCUGGCCUCUACGCACAUCGUCGCGUUCACACUGGAGAGAAGUCACAUCCUUGCAGUCAGUGUGACAAGAGAUUUACCACAAAAAGAGAUCUCCAAAGGCACCAGGUUGUUCACACAGGGGAGAAACCAUUUUCAUGCAUCGACUGUGGAAAGAGGUUUUCACGUUCUUCUGGCCUCCACAGUCAUCGUCGCACUCACACUGGAGAGAAACCGUACGCUUGCAGUCAGUGUAAUAAGAGUUUUAAGACAAAUGGAGAGCUCCAACUCCACCAGCGUGUUCACUCAGGGGUGAAACCUUUUUCAUGCACCGACUGUGGAAAGAGAUUUUCACAGUCUUCUAACCUUAACACACAUCGUCGCAUUCACACUGGAGAGAAGCCGUACACUUGCAGUCAGUGUGACAAGAGCUUUAGGACAAAAGCAGAGCUCCAAAUCCACCAGCGUGUUCACACAGGGGAGAAACCAUUUUCAUGCACCGACUGUGGAAAGAGUUUCUCACAUUAUUCCGGCCUUCGCAUACAUCGUCGUAUUCACACUGGAGAGGGGCCACACUCUUGCAGUCAGUGUAACAAAAGCUUUAAGACAAAAGCACAGUUCCAAAUCCACCAGCGUGUUCACACAGGGGAGAAACCUUAAGAAACACUUAUCACACUCUCAUCCAGUGUAACAAGUUUCUCACAGUUCUCUAACCUUAAAGCUGCAGUGGUGGUCAUAUGUUUACAUACCCUGGCAGAAUAUAUGCUUUGUUAGCUAUUUCCAAUAGGAUGUGAAUGAUUGCACAAAACCUUUUGUGUAAUACCACUCUGGCCACCAUCCUACACAGUGCUCCUUUAAGGCUGAUGAGUCAUAUUUCCUCCAGUAUUUCUUACAAGUUAAAUGUAUUCCUCGUUCUAUGAGAGUAUGGACCAAAACUACAGUGCAUUUGUAACCCAUAUGUCCCCAUAACAUCAGUGGUCCAUCACCAUGUUUCACAGAAGGGAUGGUGUAACUUUCAUCAUGAAUGAAAUAUGUAUGUGAACAUGUACCAUGACUACUGAAGCUUUCUGGGAUUCUAACAUAGUAGCGUUCUCAUUUGGACAAAAAUGGAAGAACGUGUCAUUUCAGUUAUUCUAUGAGCUUUUCUUUCUUAAAAUGAAGUUGUAUUAAACUUACUCUAUGCACAA